AUGGGUGAUGUGGCUUGUACAGGAGGAGAGACUGAGCUUUCCCAGUGUCCUCACAGGGGAUUCGUGAGCAACAAGUGCAGCCAUAAUGAUGAUGCUGGAGUGGUCUGUGAAGCCCUUUCCCCGGUGCGGCUUGUAAACUCUGCUGACCGCUGCUCUGGCAGAGUGGAGCUGUUCCAUAACGGCGAAUGGGGAACUGUAUGUGAUGAUGAAUGGGACAUGGAUAAUGCCGACGUGCUGUGCAGGCAGCUGGGCUGUGGAAGGGCAAGAGCUACACCUCACAAUGCAGCUUUUGGAGAAGGCACAGGACCCAUCUGGCUGGACGAUGUAAACUGUUUUGGAUCUGAGCCGUCAAUAACAGACUGUCGCCACAAUGGAUUUGGAAAUCAUAACUGUGGUCACCAUGAAGACGCAAGUGUUGUCUGUGAACUGCGUGACCAAGAAGUUGAAGUCAAUCAGUUUAUCUGUGGACAAGAUAAAAUCCAAGUUGGUCUGAAUAUGCUGACAGUGUCCUUCUCCGGUCUGGACCCACUGUCGGGUCACCUUGUGGACCGCGACUGCAUCAAAUCCAGAGUUGAGGAUAACAUUGUAUGGUACGAGGUCGAGCCGAGGGAAGGAAUCUGUGGAAACAGCAUGAGGACCAACAGCACACACUUCACCUACACAAACAGCUUAUUCCUUUAUGCUCACAACACUAACUCCUUCAGUGUCCCUGCAAGUCUUCCCUUCUCCUGUGUGUAUUCCCUGGACUUAGACACCGGACUAAAUGCUGAUAUCAGACCCCUGGUGCCUACCGGGGGCAUCAUUUCAUCAGGUGGACCUCCCAGAGGAGUAAUGUCCCUGUACCGGGACCAAAGCUACACUAGCACCUAUCCGUCUGGCAGUGUGAGUCUGCCGGUGGGCCAGCCACUGUACGUCGGAGUCACUGUAGAAGAGAAGGAUGUCACUUUCGCAGCUGUUCUGGAUCACUGCUAUGCAACUUACAGCUCCGACCCAAACGACCAAAAAAGACAAUAUCUCAUCCAAAACAAGUGUUCCACUGACUUACAGCAAGUGUCAGUGGUUGAGAGUGGGACGUCUCUUCGGGCUCGUUUUACUGCCCUCCUCUUUGUCCCCCACGGUGAAUACAGGACGUUUUACCUCCACUGCCACCUGCACCUGUGCAGCCCAGGCCCCUGUGUUCCAGUUUGCUCAAGACGGGCUCCUCGUUCAGUUUCUGAAGAUGUAAGAAUACAGCCACUCACCAUUGGACCCAUCACAUGUGAGUAA
Molecule: messenger RNA, 1266 nt
Organism: Knipowitschia caucasica
Lineage: Eukaryota; Metazoa; Chordata; Actinopteri; Gobiiformes; Gobiidae
Source: the annotation of a GenBank genome assembly